Momordica charantia (bitter melon) is the source of this 465-nucleotide messenger RNA. Its product is annotated as S-protein homolog 1. The record is from RefSeq and is a predicted model, not a curated record. Lineage: Eukaryota; Viridiplantae; Streptophyta; Magnoliopsida; Cucurbitales; Cucurbitaceae.
AUGGAUCCGACAGGAAGGCAUAUGAUUGUGUUGCUUGUCUGGUCGGCUCUGGUGGUGGCGGCGGCGGGUCAAGACCAAUUAUCGCCGGUGGUGGAUGUGAUAAGAAAAGGCAGGCAGUCUAACGUAUUCCACCUUCAUAUGGUGAAUGGGCUCGAUGAAAUUAUCUUUGUGCGCUGCAAGUCCAAAGACACUAAUAUUGGGGACCAUUUCUUAGACCUUGGAGCUGAAAUCGUGUGGCACUUUGAGGCCAACAUUUGGGGAACCACACUGUAUUGGUGCUAUGCUGCGAAGGCCGGGGCCAAAGUCUCGUUCGAUGUCUUCUGGUCUGAAAAAACUCAGUGGCUCGGUGAGAGGUGCGGCGGUCGCGGAGUGUUAAAUCUUAUUUGGAUUGCAAAAGAAGACGGAAUUUACUUAAGAAACCUUACUAAGAAUGUCGAUGAGCUUAUUCAUAAGUGGAAUGAGUGA